Molecule: messenger RNA, 828 nt
Organism: Caenorhabditis elegans
Lineage: Eukaryota; Metazoa; Nematoda; Chromadorea; Rhabditida; Rhabditidae
Gene: clec-104
Product: C-type lectin domain-containing protein
Exons: 4
Coding region: 7-732 (241 amino acids)
Source: RefSeq, marked reviewed
UUAGGAAUGAGAUCCAUCCUGCUACUCCUACUGGCGGCAUCCAUAGCUUCAGCUAUCUUUGCUCCUGGAGCCAGCGGAGGUUUUGGAGGUGGAGGUUUUGGGUCACGAUCAUCAUCAUCAUCAUCAGAAGAGGGACGAGGACAUCACGGUCACGGCCACGGCCACCAUCAUGGAAGACCCCCACGGCCACGUCCACCACGUCCGCCAGUAUCAAGAGAACCCGAAUGUCCAAGUGAUUGGUUGUCGUUUGACAGACCUCAGGGAGUCUGGUGUGUCAAGGUCUUCUAUGAAUCACUCACUCAGCCCAUCGCCGAGAGUAGGUGCCAGGCACAAGGGGCCACAUUGUCCGGAUACCAGAAUGCCAAUGAGCGAAUGCAAGUUUCAUACGCUGCUCGUACACUUACAAACCAGAAUGGAGGUGGCUUAGCCGAAGUUUGGGUUGGAGCCUAUAGAAAAGCUAGAUGUCCAAAUAAACCUUCAUGUACCCCUCUUGACACUUUCGAAUGGACUGAUGGACAUACAACUGGUACUGAUGGAUUCCAUUAUCCGGGUACCGAGCCAAAUGGAUAUGUCAACGAACAUGGACAACAAUAUUGUAUGGAAAUGCAUAUUCACCCGAGCUCUGACACUGAAGCGGCUCGCUACGGAUAUCAUCAAGGAGAUUUGGAUGAUAUGCUUUGUGUUGUACCGGUCAGACUCUAUGCAUGUGGAAAAGUACCCGAACAAGUAUGAGAUUUUUGUGUUGGAGUUUCUUGAAUGGGACGCCGAAACUCAUACUUAUAAAACCUUUAUAUGUCAUGAAGAAAUCUAUGAAAUUUGGCAAUUGUA